Messenger RNA from Sorex fumeus (smoky shrew), 2022 nucleotides. RefSeq names its product tryptophanyl tRNA synthetase 2, mitochondrial (gene WARS2). Bases 116 to 1099 code for a protein of 327 amino acids. The transcript has 6 exons. The record is from RefSeq and is a predicted model, not a curated record. Gene Ontology annotation, cellular component: mitochondrion; mitochondrial matrix. Gene Ontology annotation, biological process: mitochondrial tryptophanyl-tRNA aminoacylation. Gene Ontology annotation, molecular function: tryptophan-tRNA ligase activity; ATP binding. Lineage: Eukaryota; Metazoa; Chordata; Mammalia; Eulipotyphla; Soricidae.
AGCGUGCUGGCGCCGCAUCCGGGCAUUUCACGCGGGCCCCGCCGCGGCUCGCGCUCCGCGGGACCCCGAGGCUGGCCCUUCUGGGCCCGGCCUCCCACCCCGCCAGAAAGAUGCCAUGACACGAAUAUUCUCUGGCAUUCAGCCUACCGGAAUCCCGCACUUAGGCAACUACCUGGGAGCCAUUGAGAGCUGGGUGAGACUGCAGGAGGAGCAUAGCUCUGUACUCUAUAGCAUCGUUGACCUGCACUCCAUCACCAUCGCCCAGGACCCAGCUGUUCUCCGGCAGAGCAUCUUGGACAUGACUGCUGUUCUUCUGGCUUGUGGCAUAAACCCAGAGAAAUGCAUCCUCUUCCAACAAUCUCAGGUGUCUGAACAUGCACAGUUAAGUUGGAUCCUGACCUGCAUGGUCAGACUCCCUCGGCUGCAGCAUUUACACCAGUGGAAGGCAAAGACUGCCACGCAGAAACAGGAGGGAACCAUGGGCCUGCUCACCUAUCCAGUUCUCCAGGCAGCUGACAUUUUGUUGUACAAGUCCACACACGUUCCUGUAGGGGAGGAUCAAGUCCAGCACUUAGAGCUAGUUCAGGACCUAGCACGAGGAUUUAACAAGAAGUACGGGGAAUUCUUUCCGGUACCCACAUCCAUUCUCACAUCGAUGAAGAAGGUAAAAUCCCUGCGUGAUCCGUCCGCCAAAAUGUCAAAAUCAGACCCCGACAAACUGGCCACCGUCAGAAUAACGGACAGCCCCGAGGAGAUAGUGCAGAAAUUCCGCAAGGCCAUGACGGACUUCACCUCGGAGGUCACCUUCGAGCCAACGCGCCGGGAGGGUGUCUCCAACCUGGUGGCCAUUCACUCGGCUGUGACGGGGCUCCCCGUGCAGGACGUGGUGCACCGCAGUGCGGGCCUGGACACUGGCCGCUAUAAGCUGGUGGUGGCAGAAGCUGUGAUUGAGAAAUUUGCCCCGAUUAAGCGUGAAAUCGAAAAACUGAAGCUGGACCAGGGCUAUCUGGAGAAAGUUUUACAGAUGGGGUCAGCAAAAGCCAAAGAAUUAGCCUACCCCGUGUGCCAGCAGGUGAAGAAAAUGGUGGGAUUUCUGUAGGGAGUUUCAACCUAAGUGCAAAGAAGGUUUUUAGAUCCUGUGGUCUGAACACUCUGAUAAUAACAGCAUUUUCCAGUGAGCAAGGUUACAUCCUUUGGGAAUGUUCAAUCUGAUUAUUGGCUUCGUUUGAUGAAUAAUUUCAUAUAGCCCUCAAAUAGAGCAACGUUCUAAAUGCCAGGAACGAAAUUCUGUGACUGGAUGGAAGAAAUGAUAGAUCAGGUGUGAAGUACUUGCCUGGCAUGUUUGCCAUCCUUGGUACUUCAUAAUGACCCUCCUUUCCCCUUUCCCCACCUCAAGAGUGAUCCCUGAACACAAGGAGUAAGCACUAAACACUGCAGGCUGUAAUGCAAAAUGCUGUCGCCAAAUAAACUCAUAUUGUAUGACUCCUCAGUUAUUUGAGAUAUGCUCCUUGGUCUGAGUUGAUCUUCACAGAUAUGAGUGAGGUAGGUAAUUGUUGGGCAGUCUCAUUUGUAUCUCUCUCUGAAGUACUCACAGUAACCCCCUUUAUCCCAGGCCUAAAAAUCAGUAUACGGACAUCUUAAAAUUUUAGUCCUUGGCAUCUGCACUUGUUUGUUCAUUGCAGCACUCUUUACAAUAGCCAGAAACUGGAAGAAACCUGAAUGCCCAAGAACAGAUGACUGGUUAAAGAAACUUUGAUACAUCUACACAAUGGAGUACUAUGUAGCUCUUAGAAAAGAUGAAGUCAUGAAAUUUACAUACAAGUGGUACAACAUGGAAAGUAUCAUGCUAAGCGAAAUGAGUCAGAAAGAGAGGGAUAGACAUAGAAAGAUUGCAUUCAUCUGGGGGAUAUAAAGUAACAAAAUAGGAGAUUAAUACCCAAGAAUAGCUGAGAUCAGCACCAGGAGGAUUACUCCAUAGCUUAGUGGCCAGUUGGGCAUUCUAGAGGAAAGGGCAGCUCAGCU